GGAAGCGCGCGCACCUCCUCGAUGGGCUCGGCAUGGUCACGUGAGGCUGACGUCAGGGCAGGAGCCUCUCCCUGGAUGGUAAAGAUGGCGUUCGCAGGUGCUGCUGGAGGAGGCAAACGCAAUAGUUCACCGGCACAGAGCGGAGUGGUAAUACCUCGCAAUUUUCGUUUGUUGGAAGAGCUUGAAGAAGGUCAGAAAGGUGUAGGUGAUGGAACUGUGAGCUGGGGCCUUCUGGAUGAUGAAGAUAUGACCCUCACAUUAUGGUCAGGAAUGAUUAUCGGACCACCCAAGACAAAUUAUGAAAACAGAAUAUACAGCCUGAGAAUAGAAUGUGGGCCUAAAUAUCCAGAAAUACCUCCAAGUAUUAAAUUUUUAACGAAAAUAAAUAUGAAUGGAAUAAAUAAUUCCAAUGGCGCGUUGGAUACGCAAAAUAUACAAGUUCUAUCAAAGUGGCAACAUUCAUAUACCAUUAAGGUUAUUCUACAAGAGCUACGACGUCUAAUGGUGCACAAGGACAAUAUGAAGCUUCCACAGCCCCCAGAAGGACAACUGUACAGUUAUUAAUUUUAAUGGAUCCAAAGCCUUCUGUCUUAAACCUCACUUCCUGUUCAUGUCUCUUCAAAUUUCCACAAUGUUUAAAAACCCACACGUUAAAGAAUUCCAUCUAACUAAGACCUGGACAUUUGUAAUCUUGAAAUGCAGUGUAUGCCUAAAAUAAUGUUUCAGGAACAGCUAAAUUUAGUAAUGGCACAAAGUAAUUUAUUUUCUCUUAUCAAGGUGAUGAUAUUGUAAAGCCAUUUGGAACCUCGGCUGGGGGGGCGGGGGGGGGGGGGAACGGGGAGGGGAAAUAUGUCAUUUACUGUCUGAUCAUAACACAUGUAUGUUACACAAGAUUAUUGGUUAAUAAAGGCAGUAGUUAUAUAAUGGCAUGUUCUGAAACCUCAAUUAAAGAGCUGUAUUAAAACAAUUUAGGUUGUCUUAUGUAAACCAAACUAAUUCAAUAAGAACUGUUGAAGUUUUUGCUCAUUAUUUUUCCGCGGUGUGGGUUCAGAUUAUUUGUAAUGUCAAUGUGUUGAGGAUUGUUUUGAUACUUGUAUUUAUGAAAUGACUUUCUGUUAAGCAGUUCUUGUGUGUCAAGUAACCAAUAUUGCAAAUGUUUGUUUACAGUCUGGUUCUUUAAAAUGUGCAUUUUGAAUUUUAGUGAAAAAGGAUAUAGGUGUAUGGAUAUAUGACUUUCUAAGAUUAGUCUUGAGAUGUGAAUAAGAUGCAGUGAGAUGCUUUUGUUUAGGAAUCUCUAAAUUGGGUUAUAUGUAACCUUUUUGUUUGGCCAAAACAUUUGAUAACUUGUAAAAAGAAAGUUGUGGUAAAAUCAUUCAGAUAGGUAACAGAUGUGUAUUAAAUCUUGUGUUUGGGACUUUUUAUUCUUGACAUUUUACAUUCUGGUUUGAACAAAAUGGAUGUAAGAUUUAUCUUGAAGCGUUUUUUUAAAUACUUUCUUUUCCCCAUGGGGCUAGUGAUCUAUCGAGCUAAACUACUGGACUUUGUCAGACCUUUGCUUUAGAAACCCAUAGAAAAAACAAUUAGCAUUUCCCCUAUUAAACAUUUUUCACAGAUCUCUUGAGAAAAUACAGCAGUAAUCAAAAUGAAUUGAAUCAACAUGAAUUUAGUCUUUCUGAUAUGAGGAUAUGACACCACUAAUGUGCUGUAAUUGGUAAGAUCAUUUUUCCCCUUUCAAGAAGGUGGGUGUAUUCAUUAAUAAACCAGUUCAAAAACUUG
This is a messenger RNA of Callorhinchus milii (elephant shark), 1776 nucleotides long. RefSeq names its product ubiquitin-conjugating enzyme E2 variant 2 (gene ube2v2). The record is from RefSeq and is a predicted model, not a curated record. Gene Ontology annotation, cellular component: nucleus. The transcript is spliced from 4 exons. Lineage: Eukaryota; Metazoa; Chordata; Chondrichthyes; Chimaeriformes; Callorhinchidae. The coding region runs from base 22 to 564 and encodes 180 amino acids. Gene Ontology annotation, biological process: DNA damage tolerance; protein K63-linked ubiquitination.